Didymodactylos carnosus is the source of this 2904-nucleotide messenger RNA. The record is from the annotation of a GenBank genome assembly. Lineage: Eukaryota; Metazoa; Rotifera; Eurotatoria; Philodinida; Philodinidae.
AUGUCCAGUGAAUUACGUGAACAAGGUAAUCAAGCAUUCAAAGAAGGGAAUUAUAUGAAGGCAAUCGAUCGUUACACAGAAGCAAUAAAUAUAUUUGAUUCAGCAAAUAAAGAAAACAAGGAUAAUAUAGCAAAAUGUUACAGUAAUCGUUCUCAAUGUUAUAUAAACAUUGCUCAAUAUGAGGAUGCUGUGGAUGAUGCAACGAAAGCAUUAGAAUAUACUCCAGCAGACACAAAAUCGUUAUAUCGUCGUGCAAAUGCAUUUGAACGUAUGGGAAAACUGAAUGAAGCAAUAUCUGAUGCUCAGCGUUUGAUAUCAAUAAACAGAAAUCAAAAUAAUAAACAAACAAAUGAUCUACUGAGAAAAUUGACAGAAACUGUAUAUAGUAAGCAUUCAGAACAGAAUUUAACACUUGGACAAGUUCGACAGAUGUUUGAAGCGGUUUCAGAUGCAUCGUCAUCACUUGCUCAACAGGAAGAUGCACUGAGAAAUUUAGUUGUCCUUUCACGUGAAGAAUCAGGAUCGGAAGCAAUUGUCAAGUAUGAUAUUGAUUUUAAAAAUAUAACUCAGUUUAUUCAAAGCACUGAACGAAUAACUGUAUCAGGCACCAUUCGUCUAUUGUCAUCGAUUGUUAAACGUUCUUAUUCACGUGCUAAUUUAGUAUUAGAUAAAAUCGGUUUAAAUCAGAUAUCACGCUUGUUGGCAACAGAUGAUCAAGAAAUAUCAACAUUAUCAGCUAUUUUAUUACAUGAUAUAAUUUUGUCAAUAUGUGAUUUAGAAAAUCGGCGAAAAAUCAAAAAAGCUGUUAAUGUACCAUUCAAUUUUGAACCGCAAGUACUGGCGUUUAUCGAUGAUGUAUUUCGUAUGUUAUGUAAUUUGAUUGACGAUAAAGCAUAUUCAGGAAUUUCUCGGGAUAAUUGUCUUGAUUUGAUUGUUAAAUUUAUUGAUCGCGCAAAUGGAUGUAAUUGGACAACGAAAUUUAUUUUAUCCGGUAUACCAAAAGUUCUUCGAGUUGCAGCUUCUGUACCCGAAUUACCUGAUAGUAAACCAUAUCCAAUAACAGAGCAUACAAAAAUGCAUAUAUCAUGUGUGCUAAGUGUUAUUUAUCAUGAUUGUUGUUCAGACCAAGAACGAGAAGAUUUUAACAAUGAAUGUAUUGAAUUCGUCAAGGCAUUACGACAAAAUGAUGAUGUCCGAGCGCGUAUACAGACAAUAUCUGUUUUAGCUGUUCUAUUACAAGGUCCAUUCGAUACGGGUAACGCAAUUUUAGGUGGGUUGAAUUUGGUUGAUUUAAUGUUAAUCAUGGCUAGUUCCGGAGAUCCAUUGCAAGAACGUGUUGCUGUUGAAGCUGUUGUGUUAUCAGCAUCAAAAAAAGAUAAAGCGGCAGGCAUUUUGUCAUUGGGUGCUGAUAUAUUAAAAAAUCUUUAUGCAUCACCAAAUGAACAAAUUAAAGUUUUGGCACUUGUUGGUUUAUCGAAAAUAGCCUCUAGCAAGGGUACAGAUACGAGUGCUCAAUUAGUUACCGAAGGUUCUUGUCAGACAUUAGCCAAAGCAUGUUCACGAUUUUUGACAUCAAAUAAAAAUUUGAAUAUUCGUCGUUGGUCAGCUGAUGGUCUAGCUUAUUUAACACUUGAUGCCGAUGUCAAAGAAGAUUUAGUUAAUAAUCAAGCAGCACUAAAAGCAUUAUUUGAGCUAUCAAAAUCUGAAGAGUCACAUAUUCUAUACUCAAUCGUUUCUAUCUUUGUUAAUUUGACGAAUACAUACGAUAUUAAAAAGCCAGAUGAACAAUUGAUUGAAUUAGCAAAAUAUGCCAAACAACAUGUACCAGAAGACCAUCCAAAGGAUGUAAAAGAAUUUGUAGAUAAACGACGAAAUAAACUUGUUGAAGCUGGCAUUGUACCUAUACUAGUUAAUAUGUGUAAACAUAAAAGUGAAAAUUGUCGCGAACAGCUGACAAGAAUUUUUCUCGGUUUAUGUGAAAAUGAACAACAUCGUGGAACAAUUGUAGCUGCUGGUGGUGGUAAAGCAUUAUUACCAUUGGCGUUAGAUGGAACAUCAAUAGGUGCAACAAAAGCAGCUCAAACGUUGGCAAAAAUAGCGAUAACAACCAAUCCAGAAAUAGCAUUUCCUGGACAACGUAUGCUUGAAGUUGUUCGUCCAAUAAUAAAAUUAUUAAAACCCGAACAUACAGCACUAGAAAAUUUUGAAGCAUUAAUGGCAUUAACAAAUUUAGCUAGUAUUGGAGAAAGUGUCAGAAAACGUAUUUUAAAAGAUGGCGGUUUUACUAGUAUCGAGCAUUAUAUGUAUGAAGAACAUGAUCAACUUCGUCGUGCUGCAACGGAAUGUAUUUGCAACAUGACUAUUCAAGAUGAGGUUGUAAAAUAUUUUACAUCGGAAAAUGAUCGUAUCAAAUUAUUAGUUCUUUAUUGUGGUGAAGAAGAUGAAGCGCUAAUAAAAGCAUCAUCUGGUGCAUUGGCAUCACUAUCAUCAUUAAAUGCUGAUAUAGAACAUAUUCAAGAAUUAAAUUUAGAACCGGAUGAACGAAAAAGAUUGGAAUUAUUGAUUGAAGACAAUUACAUUAUAUGCAAUAAAAUUUUAGAAGUAAAAUCAUUUAUUGAAAUAUUUAAACAAUUGUGUGCUUGCUCAAAUAAUGAUAUUCAAUUUCGUGCACUUUAUAUUAUCAGAAAUAUUAUUAAAGCAAAAAAAGAGUUUGCAGUGAAAAUUGUUGAGACAGAUUUAAUGGAUAUAUUAUUUACUAUAACUAGAAUGACGGAUCAACAAAUAAUUAUUGAAAAGAAUCGUAAAAUAGCCGAUGAUAUUGUCCAGUUAUGUCUUGAUUAUGGUCUGAUUCAACUUAGUGCAGCUGCUUACAAUCGUGAACGUAUUGUUGAAGAAAUUGAAUAA